UCUCCAUUCCAUAAAACAGAAACAUGAAUGUGAGCAGAGCAAUGAAGAAGUGACUGACAGUGUGUUUAGGGUGGAAGUAUAAUAUGGUCAAUUAAAGGUUUGCAAGUACCCCUCCACAGUGCAGCAUUUAAGAAAACCCAAUUGACCUCCAUCUCCAUGGCUCCCAGCCUCCCCACUGGCCAUUUCCAUCUCCCCUAUAAAUACUUGCUGCCAUGCCAUCUCUUCUUCCACGCCACAGAGGAAGCAUCCUCAUAGUCAGAGGCUCAGAGCAGAGCAGAGCAGAGCAGAGCACUCCUCGCAGCAGCUGCAGACCAUCAAGUACGAGACAGGCAGACGCAACGUGAUGAGCCGGGGCAGCAAAGGAGGGAGAGGCGCGGGUGGCCUGGACCUGAAGCUGCACCUGUCUCCGCCGGCGCCGCCGGCGCGUGGCACAGAAGGGGCGGCGGCGCCGUCGCUGUCCUCCGACGAGGAGUGGUCGUCGUCGUCGUCGCCGCCGAGCUCGUGCCUGUCGUCGGAGGGCGAGCGGGAGCCGCAUCAGCGGAGCCAGAGCCACGGGCUGCAGUGGUCGGACAGCCCCGAGGCGACGUCCAUGGUGCUGGCGGCGUGCCCGCGCUGCCUCAUGUACGUGAUGCUCUCCGAGGCCGACCCGCGCUGCCCGCGCUGCCGCAGCCCCGUCCUCCUCGACUUCCUGCACCACGCCGCCCGCAACAGCAACGUCAGCCGGGAGGACGACGGCGAUCACAGCCGCGGCUGCGGCGGGAGGAACAGGAGGGCCUGAUCAUCCACAGUUCCACACGGCAGCCUCAAGAACCCACAAGAUUUUCUUUUUCUUUUUCUCGAUUAUUACCAUUAGUACUAGUAGCUUUAAUUCCAUCGUUAAGUUGAAAAGAACUGCUCCAGUGUAACCGUGAUAUUUUCAUUUCAUUUCAUCCGUCUGCCGAGACUGCGUGCGACGGUGCUACUGUGGUAUAUAUCACGGAUACACUGGAAAAAGUUUUGUUUUUCAAUGUUCA
Messenger RNA from Sorghum bicolor (sorghum), 1013 nucleotides. RefSeq lists its product as uncharacterized. The transcript is spliced from 2 exons. NCBI's taxonomy places the organism in Eukaryota, Viridiplantae, Streptophyta, Magnoliopsida, Poales, Poaceae. The record is from RefSeq and is a predicted model, not a curated record. Bases 344 to 778 code for a protein of 144 amino acids.